Molecule: messenger RNA, 963 nt
Organism: Heterotrigona itama
Lineage: Eukaryota; Metazoa; Arthropoda; Insecta; Hymenoptera; Apidae
Source: the annotation of a GenBank genome assembly
AUGGUUGCCGAUUACGUCGACGAAGAUGCAUCGAUUCUGACCGGAGGUCUCUCGUUACCUCACUCUCGACGUCAAUCUCGGCCGAAGGCACGCGAAAAGGAACGAUCGUCGAGGAGAAGAGUAAGGGGAUACAGCACUCCUCCGAACGUGCCAACGACCAGGCCUCUUUCCUUCGAUCCUGCUGCUACUACUACUCGGCCACGACCUCCGAUAUCCUGUCCAGCUUCAUCCCUCGGCGAGCGCUGGAUAGUCCAUUUGAACGUAACUGUUUCGCAAGUCCCACUUACCGCCGCAGUAGCACGCGAAAAUGCUCUUAUUUCCUCGGUCAUCGUUCCGCGUCAUCGUCCACCAACGGCCACGGCGACGUUAAGGACCGCAGGAAACGAGGGCGAACCGAAAUCAGUCCGGCCUCUCCUCUGCGUCCUCCUCGGUGAUUUCUCCACGUCUUACGAGACGAGCGCGAGGAUAAUUUUGUUUCUCCUGUUUCCUUGUUCGCGUGCCUUUGAGGCAGUCAUCUCUCUGGCCUUGCCGCCACAAUUUAAGACGACACUCCAACGAAACGUCCUCAGACGCUGUUCUCAACAACGCGACGCAAUUGUCAGAUGGCAAAGUUUUGGCCUUGUUAUUUGCCUCGGUGUUUCUUUCCGACGACUGUUCGAUCGUUUGCUCGUUGGAACAUUAGGGGUGGCAUCGUUAAACCGCAGGGUAAUCGAUGUCCUGCGAGGAGGAUUCUUCUUGUUGCCGGUGACUUCCACGGCUGUUCAUACAUUUUCAUCGGGAAAACAGAGGGAAGCGAUACGUUACGAGUUCACGGAGGUGGCGCCUCGCCAACGUUGUUUCGAUGUCACGGUAGAGAAACUUCAACGUCAAUGGAUACUGAUAAGAGCGGCGAGUUUUGCCCGGAAGUUGGAGGGACAAGGAUUUAGACCGUGGGACGAGGUCUACCUGUACUUUGGAAACUGA